CUGCCCUCUUCACGCCUGCACCAAACGCUCUGUGUCGGACAGCGAGGUCAGCUUGUAGUUCAGCUGAGAAGGGACUUUCUCCGAGGGCUGGAGUGUGCGUGUGGAGCAUGUGUGUGUGUGUUCGUGUUUGUAAGGCCGUUUGUUGGAAGUGAGGUGAGCAUUUAAAGGCCGAGGGUCUCUGGUGGUUUCCAAGUUUUCACGGAGUGUAAUGUGUUCUUCUUGGUGUUUAAGGUGUUCGCAGAGUCAGUCUUCACUGUCAGGUUAUGAGAGAGGGUUGAUGAGACUGACUGCACAGCUUGCUGUUAAAUGCAGAGGAUGUCGAACUCCACCACCAACUUCUACGACCUGCGUCAGUCCUUCAGCUUCUCCGACAUCAUCGUCAUAUCAACCUACUUUCUUCUCAACCUCGCUGUCGGCAUCUGGUCAUCAUGCAGGGUGAGCAGGAAUACUCUGAGUGGAUAUUUCUUGGCUGGACGGGACAUGGCCUGGUGGCCGAUUGGAGCGUCUCUCUUUGCCAGUUCUGAAGGCUCGGGCUUGUUUAUUGGUCUGGCUGGGACUGGAGCUGCUGGAGGCAUCGCUGUCACUGGAUUUGAAUGGAAUGCCACUUAUGUGCUGCUGGCUCUGGCCUGGAUAUUUGUGCCUGUCUACAUCUCCUCAGGGAUCGUGACAAUGCCGGAGUACCUGGGCCGUCGUUUCGGAGGAGAGAGGAUAAGAACCUACCUGGCUGUCCUCUCGCUGCUGUUGUCCGUCUUCACAAAGAUAUCAACUGACCUGUAUUCUGGAGCCUUGUUUAUUCAGGUGUGUCUGGGGUGGAACCUCUACCUGUCCACUGUCCUCAUGCUGGUGGUCACUGCUCUCUACACGAUUGCAGGGGGUCUUGCUGCUGUCAUCUACACCGACACUCUACAGACUUUUGUCAUGAUAAUAGGAGCGAUCAUCCUAACAAUCACUGCCUUCAACAAAAUCGGUGGAUUCGGCAACCUGGAGCAUGUGUACAGCAUGGCGGUGCCCAGUAAGAUCAUUCCCAACAGCACCUGCCACCUGCCACGUCAGGACGCCAUGCACCUGUUCAGAGACGCCGUCACGGGAGACCUGCCCUGGCCAGGCAUGACUCUGGGGCUCACCAUACUGGCCACCUGGUACUGGUGCUCUGACCAGGUGAUCGUACAACGGUCGCUGUCCGCUAAGAACAUGAGUCAUGUGAAAGGAGCAUCCAUUUUGGCUGCCUAUCUGAAGAUGCUGCCCUUCAUCUUCAUCAUCCUCCCUGGCAUGAUCAGCAGAGCUCUCUAUCCAGACUCUGUGGGAUGUGUGGAUCCAGAGGAGUGUGUGCGAGUGUGUGGAGCUGAGGUGGGAUGCUCCAACAUUGCCUUUCCCAAACUGGUCAUUGAACUCAUGCCAAGUGGUUUGCGGGGUCUCAUGAUAGCAGUGAUGAUGGCUGCACUGAUGUCAUCGCUGACCUCCAUUUUUAACAGCAGCUCCACACUCUUCACCAUGGACAUCUGGAAGAAACAUCGGCCGCGGGCCUCGGAGCGAGAGCUGCUACUGGUCGGCAGGAUCGUGACUGUGAUCUUGGUGGUUAUAAGUGUGGUGUGGAUCCCCAUCCUGCAGUCAGCCAACAGCGGCCAGCUGUACGUCUACAUCCAGUCAGUGACGAGCUACCUCGCUCCACCUGUCACUGCUGUCUUCACUCUGGCUGUCUUCUGGAAGAGGACGAACGAGCAGGGAGCGUUCUGGGGCCUGAUGGUGGGUUUGGUGGUGGGCGUGUGUCGGAUGGUGCUGGAGUUUGCCUUCCCGCCUCCCAGAUGUGGGGUUGUGGACUCGGCUCCUGCAGUGCUGCGAGAUGUCCACUACCUCCAUUUUGCCAUUCUGCUCUGUGGCCUCACUGCUAUUGUGGUUACCACAGUAUCGCUGCUCACACCACCGCCCACCCAUGACCAGGUGUGUAACCUGACCUGGUGGACUCUGACUGAAGAGCCACAAAGAGAAAUUCCUCUACAGAAAGUGUCCUCUAUCAGCCACCGUAGCUCCCAGGGCUCGGAGCCAACGCGGCGGGUGACAUGUGGUCAGGGGACAGGGCUGUGUAUCUCAGCAGUGCGGCGAUCAGAGGAGACUCCAACUCCCAGAGUUCCUAGCGUUCGAGAGAGUGCGUUCUGGUCCAGAUUCUGCUGCGUCAACGCGCUCCUGCUGGUCAGCAUUAACAUUUUUCUCUAUGCAUACUUUGCCUGAGUAGAGGAUCAGAUUUAACAUCCUGCCUCACCCUCCUGCUGAACUGCUGCCAGUCUCUCCAACACGAGCAUUGAAAGCCUGCCUGCUUCCCAAACAGCCACUGAUUCCUUCAGAUCCAAGAAGGUUGGGAAACAAACUGUGAUUUUUGUACUGAUUGUACAUGAAUUUUUCAAAAUCAGUGGAUGUACUGCAUUUCGAGUGAAUCAUGUCAAUGUAGUUUCAUGUGCUGUAAAACAACACUAGAAGAUUUCAAACUAGAAAAUAGUGAGAGAACACAUACCUCCACCAAGGCUGCACAGGCCUCUAAAUGUAUUAUUUUCAUAAGUGUUCAGAAGAGUUUUAAUCUGCAUCUGGAUCCACAUUUGUAUCAAAUUACACUUAAUGAUAGAUAAUCAUAGGAUGCACAUGGCAGAGUUUUUUCUCCUUCAAGUGCAAAGGGUCAAGAAAAAAAGAGCAAAAUGCUCUUUGUUACCAUGUUUUGAAAUCCUGAGCAGCUCAGGCUGUGAUCACUGUUGUCUUUUUAAAUCACUUUAUUAGACAUACUGUGUUUCUGCAGUUUAGCUUUUUUACUAGCGAUUCCUUCAUAAAACCCCCUCCUGCUGUUUGUUGUAAUCCAGUUCCAAACUCUUUGAAGGGUAUAGCACAAAUAACAAUGAAGGUUGUAACAAGCUAACACGAAUGUGCAUUUAGUGCCAGAUAACAUAUGGCACCUCAAUAAAAGGAAGCUUGCAACAUACACUAUAUAGGCAAAAGUAUUGGGACACCUGACUUUUACACCAACAGGGACUUUAAUGACAUCUCAUUCCA
Scatophagus argus is the source of this 3033-nucleotide messenger RNA. It is a transcript of the gene slc5a10, whose product is annotated as solute carrier family 5 member 10. Gene Ontology annotation, cellular component: plasma membrane. Gene Ontology annotation, biological process: transmembrane transport. Lineage: Eukaryota; Metazoa; Chordata; Actinopteri; Scatophagidae. The coding region runs from base 307 to 2226 and encodes 639 amino acids. The transcript has 16 exons. Gene Ontology annotation, molecular function: D-glucose:sodium symporter activity. The record is from RefSeq and is a predicted model, not a curated record.